AUGAAUCCAAUUCCUAUUACUGUACUCGCAGAACCUUUAAAUGAUACCAUGAUUGCCGUUGAGUGGCAUGGUAGUAAUGACAUACGCAUCAAUACAAAACGUCAAAAACCUGUCCUCAUUCAACCAACCGACGCCAUUGUUCGUAUAACCGGAACUACUAUAUGUGGAUCCGAUUUACAUUUGUAUCAUAAUGAAAUCCCUGGGAUGAAGAAAGCUGAUAUCGUGGGUCAUGAAGGAAUGGGCAUCGUUGGUGAAAAGGUCGCAAAUAUUAAACCAAAUAACCGCGUUGUCAUUUCCGCUAUGAUUGCAUGUGGACAAUGUGAGUAUUGUCAAAAAAAAUUGUUUAGUUGUUGCGACGUCACCAAUCCAAGUAAAGAGAUGGAUGAAUUAUCCGGUAAUUAUCAAAGCUUUUCUCCUUCCAAUUUUUGUCAUAGAUCUAAUAUUUAUAAUGGGUUUUCAGGUUAUCGUACCUGUGGGAUGUUUGGAUAUUCCCAUUUGACUGGCGGAUAUGAUGGAAUUCAAGCUGAAUACGUUCGGGUUCCUUAUGCUGAUGUCAACCUUCUUCAAGUUUCGGAAGAAGAUUAUCAAACUUUAGGGGAAAAAUUGGUCUUAUUAUCGGAUGUUGCAUGUACUGGUUGGCAUGCCAACGAAUUAGGCGAAGUGUCUAAAGGUGAUAUUGUUGGAAUUUGGGGAUGUGGACCAAUUGGCUUAAGCGCAAUCGCAUGGGCGAAAUUUCGUGGCGCGUCGCGUAUAAUCGCGAUCGACUGUGUUCCGCAACGUUUAGCAAAGGCACAUGAUUUUGGAGCCGAAACAAUUAAUUUCAAAGAGCAUAAAGAUAUAGUCGCUAAAAUGAAGUUUAUUGUUCCCGGUGGACUGGACGUUGCAAUCGAGUGCGCAGGAUUUCGUUAUACCAAAACUCUUAAACAACUGGUAGAAAAAACACUCUUGGCUGAGACUGAUAGUACUGACGCAUUAGAUGAAGCAAUUCGUUGUGUUAAAAAAGGUGGAAGAAUUUCUAUCGUUGGAGUAUUUGUCGAAAAGGUCAACAAUUUUCCGAUUGGUGCGGUUAUGGAAAAGUCACUCACUUUGCGAAGCGGUCUAGUUCAAGUGCAAAAAUAUUGGGUUCAACUUUUAUCAAUCAUGAAAAUCAAUAAAGUGAACAUGAAUAUCUUUACUCAUCACGGGAAUUUGGAAGAUGCCGGAAAAUUUUAUAAAAUGUUUGAUAAGAAAGAAAAUGGGGUAAUUAAAGUCUUCUUGCGUGUUGGCGAUCAGUGUAAAAAUCAGCACGAAAGGUAA
This is a messenger RNA of Funneliformis mosseae, 1296 nucleotides long. The record is from the annotation of a GenBank genome assembly. NCBI's taxonomy places the organism in Eukaryota, Fungi, Glomeromycota, Glomeromycetes, Glomerales, Glomeraceae.